AUGGUCUUCGUUCGGUCUCUAAUUGCAAUCUCUCUCUCGGUAGCCAGUGUUAUGGCAUUAAAUGUGACUGAAAUUGCCAAAUGUCCUGCACUUAAAGCCCGUAAAAAUCCCGCCAAAGAUGUUACUGAUCUUCGUAUCGAUGAUAUCAGCGUGAUUGCUGGUUUAGGUGACAGUAUCAUGGCUGGUUUUGUUAUGAACGGCGUUAACCAUGAAGAUGGUACUGGUGUAUUUAACACAUCUACUGUUAUGGAAUAUCGCGGUAAAAGUUAUGCUAUGGGUAGUGAUGAAGGGGCUUUUACUUUGGCCAAUUUUGUGAAGAAUUACAAUCCUGAUUUGAAGGGUUCUUCGUCAGAAUCUCGAUUUGCAUCUGUGUGUAGAGGUCCGUUAUGUACAUUGCCCAUUUCGCUUUAUUAUCCUUUGAGAGAUAGUUUGAAUGCUGCUCAAAGUGGUGCCGUUGCUAUGAAUUUAGAUUAUGAGCUCGAAUACCUCAUUCCUCGCAUGAAGCUCGAGCUUACACCUGAAAGUUACGAGAAUGAUUGGAAAAUGAUUAAUCUCCAGAUCGGAAGUAAUGACCAGUGUAGUAUCUGUGAUCCUUUCUUAGCCGAGCACACAACUCCAGAGGCUUUUGGCAGAUAUGUUGAAGAAGCCCUUAUUCGUAUCAAGAAAGAAAUUCCAAAAGUUGUAGUUAAUUUAAUGGGCUCAUUCAAAGUAUCUGGUGUAUUCCCAUUGUCUGGUAAAAAUACUGACUACUGUGUUAAGAACGGUAUCUUGGACAACGAGAAAGAGUGUGUAUGUUCUGGAUCCUCAGAAAAGUUGGAAGCUAUGGAUCGUGUCCAAGAAGGAUAUGCUGAAAAGUUGAGCGAUAUUGCUGAAAAGUACAAGGGUGUUCCCAAUGCUACUUUUGGUGUUAUGUAUACCCCCGCAUCAGUCGACAUUGAGUCCUUUCCCAUUACAGCAUUCAGUAAUGUUGACUGUUUCCAUCCCAGUCAAAAAGGACAUAGUUAUUUUGCCAAGAUCUAUUGCCCAACUGAAAGUGACAGACUCCCUACCAAAAACGAAUAA
Messenger RNA from Mucor mucedo, 1062 nucleotides. RefSeq lists its product as uncharacterized. The record is from RefSeq and is a predicted model, not a curated record. The transcript has 7 exons. The coding region runs from base 1 to 1062 and encodes 353 amino acids. Lineage: Eukaryota; Fungi; Mucoromycota; Mucoromycetes; Mucorales; Mucoraceae. Gene Ontology annotation, biological process: phospholipid metabolic process. Gene Ontology annotation, molecular function: glycerophospholipase activity.